Acanthopagrus latus (yellowfin seabream) is the source of this 2015-nucleotide messenger RNA. It is a transcript of the gene gjd6, whose product is annotated as gap junction protein delta 6. Gene Ontology annotation, biological process: cell communication. The transcript has a single exon. The record is from RefSeq and is a predicted model, not a curated record. Gene Ontology annotation, cellular component: connexin complex. Lineage: Eukaryota; Metazoa; Chordata; Actinopteri; Spariformes; Sparidae. The coding region runs from base 160 to 1365 and encodes 401 amino acids.
GUAUAGCCUGCUCAGGUCUUCUUCACAGUAGUGUGAGAUAUCACAAAGUCCAACGAGGUAGGAAUUGAGGAGGAGGAGACGUAGAUCAGUCCAGAGGAGAGACUGCACUACUCCAGGCAACUUGUCUGUCCUGCAGACAGCCAGAAACCACAGGCCACCAUGACAGAGUGGACCCUGCUCAAACGACUCCUGGAUGCUGUCCACCAGCACUCCACCAUGAUCGGUCGCCUGUGGCUCACUGUCAUGGUUAUCUUCCGGCUGCUCAUUGUCGCCGUGGCAACUGAGGAUGUGUACACUGAUGAGCAGGAGAUGUUUGUGUGCAACACGCUGCAGCCAGGAUGCUCCACCGUCUGCUACGAUGCAUUUGCACCCAUUUCUCAACCUCGCUUCUGGGUUUUCCAUAUCAUCAGUGUCUCCACACCAUCCCUGUGUUUCAUCAUCUACACAUGGCACAACCUCUCCAAGAUGCCCCACAGCACCACCCAGAGGCAGGGGCAAGGUCGAAGGGAUACCUUAGGGAAGGAAGACCCAGAUGUGGGCAGAGGGGGUGUAAGGGAAGUGUACGAUCAGAGCUGUGACUCAGACAGCUGCUCCAUCCACUCUCAUAAGCAUUUGGGUCACAGCCUGGCAGACGUGCUGGAGGGCAUUUCUGCCCACAGCCUCCAGAGGGGAGGUCCUAACAACAUGGUGUCCUUAAGUCACACGCGAGCUUGUACCUUCAGGGAGGGCAGUGCAGAGGGCCAUAUGGUGUCUGGUGGAGUUCUGUCUAAGUGUUAUGUUUUCCAUGUGUGUUUACGGACUGUUUUGGAGCUUGGCUUUGUCUUGGCCCAGUGGAAGCUGUUUGGCUUUCAGGUACCUGUCCAUUUCUUGUGUAACUCGCCCCCCUGCAGCCAACCAGUGGACUGCUACGUCUCCAGGCCUACAGAGAAGACCAUCUUCUUGCUCUUCAUGUUCUGCGUGGGUGUUUUCUGUAUCCUGCUCAAUCUGCUGGAGCUCAACCACUUAGGUUGGAAGAAGAUCAGGCAGGUGGUGAGGCUGAGGGAGAAGCCAUCAUGGGGAGGAUGCUCAGGUAUGAGGGGAGGAUAUGAAACCUUCCCUCCAGACAGUCCUUCUCUCAGAUCCUCUUUAGGCUUCAGAGACGUGACCAGCACCACCUCCCUGCCCACGUUGGACCUAGUGGUGGGUCACCAGCCUACGUGGACCUGUGCUAUCAACUGUGGUAGGAUGAGGGGGUCUGAGGAGGGCAGAGGAACUAGCCUGGAUCAACCAAGGAGACAGGACUCCCAUAAAGGAGAAAGGCAGCCUCUGAAGAUUAAGAGAGAAUUCAGAGGUUCAAAGCAGAGGAGUACUGAGGUCUGGAUCUAGUCUGCAACCAUGUGGUUCAUGUAAGCCCCAAUACUUCCAAAACAUACGCCCGCUGUCAUGUUCUUCUAUGGGACAGACAGCAAAAAGAAAAAAAAAAUAAACACACACACACACCCAAGUACUUAUUUAGCUGUUAUUGCAUUAUUGCAUUGUUGUUCAUAUCAGUUUUGUAUUUUGAGAGGCAGGGUGACAAUGAAAAGCUGUGUAUUACUUAGAUAAGUUUUACAUUUUUGGAGGGAAAAGGUGUUUAACUUUUCUAUUCCAUAUCAUUCAUCUGAUGAUAGAAGUCUCAUGAUUUUCAUUUUAGCGCAACUGGGCUGUUUUAUUGAUUCCCGUGAUUUGGCUUAUAAAUUCCGAUUAAGCCAUUAGCUUACCUUUGUGGUAGUGCAAAGAAGUCUGCCGUGGUCUGUUCAGCAUUCGCCUAGCAGCAAGCUCACUUCUUCUGAUGAAAGUGGCCACCCCCAGGACCACAACAUGAAACAUGAUCAUGUCAAGACUAAGAAUAUUACUAGAAUAUUUAAGAUUAAGCCAGUUACACAUGUUAUCAAAACCCUUACAGAAUGAAAACGAUUUUACGCUUGUAUGUUUGGGCCUAUAGGUAAGUGCAGAGCUAUUAAGAUUUUUCUCUAUGGUUCUGGGUUGGUGCACAG